Molecule: messenger RNA, 2630 nt
Organism: Laccaria bicolor S238N-H82
Lineage: Eukaryota; Fungi; Basidiomycota; Agaricomycetes; Agaricales; Hydnangiaceae
Exons: 9
Coding region: 1-2466 (821 amino acids)
Source: RefSeq, a predicted model, not a curated record
AUGACAGGGCACGAUAGAGACUCACGUCGUUGCCACCACCAACCCAACGAAAGCCGCACCAAAACUGUAAAAAUACUCAGUGGAGAUCGAGAGGCGAAAGACGAAGAACGCGAACGUAUUGUCAAGAACGAAAUGGGCUUGGCGCAACCGCUCUCUGUCAGUCCUCGAGGCUGUUGCAAACUCCGACUCGCGCUAACAGCUCUCGAGCCGUCGAGUGACCAAUUUCCUGGCUCACGAACUAAUUCUAUGGGUACCACUUCCAACCUGCGCCUACCAACUUUCAUGAUACUGGCAUCCAAAGCCCCUUUGCCACCUUGCAUCAUCUUCAUCAGCUACCCCGUGUCUGCCUCCCCGCAAGAUACACUGUCGACGUUGUUGACGGAGACAUAUACGGAGAACAAGGCGUUGAAGAAGAAAUUGACGAAUACGAGGAAACACGCGGAAAAGGCUGAGCGGCUGUUGCAAACGCUAACGGAUGCGUCGUCGUCGUCGCCCUCGUCCGAAUCGUCGGCGAAGUGCGUUAUUAUCGAGUAUGAGGAUCGAGUACAGAGGGCGGAAAUAGCAAGGGACGAAGCGGAGUCAAGGAGAAGGGCCGUCUUGGAGAAUUGCACACAACUCGAUCGUUGGCUGCAGUUCUUCAUCAACCACGACAACAUCCCGCAGAGCACGCACGCCAAGCUUAGAAAGCAAAUACACCCACCCACCAUCAAAACGAUCCCGCGGGAAUGGAGAACCGAGGAUGUCUUAUUCCGACUUGAAUCAUCAUGUCCCCCGGCGAUCACCACAAACCGCACCCACACACCCUCCCUUCGUCACAUUCACAUCUCCAUUGCCAUCAACAACACCAUCCCCAUCAUGCGCUUUCGCGUAGACCCCAUUCAAGAUCUUCAAGUCGCUCUAGCAGCGCUUCGUUGGACGUUGAUGAGAUGCUCUUUGAAGCCACUACAGCCGACGCCAUCAACGGCAUCGCUGCGAAUCAACAACCACAACAACCACCGCAUAUGGCGAGUCUUCCUUUACCAACUACAACCGCAUCUCAAAAUGGGUCCCCGCAUCUGUGGAGCCACCACUCACGAAGACACGCCGAGGAGGGGUAGUAGCAGCAGGCGCGUACACGUUUACGAGGGUCAACAAGCACAAGAGGGGGCUGGGUAUGUGUAUCCGGCUAAUCAGUCUGUCCCGAGGAAGGACCCGGGUCAGGUUCAGCAGUAUCAGACUCAUGUCUUUGCUCCGGUCGUUACAGGUGCACCCAUGAAGAAGCCAAAGUAUUCGGUUAGUGGGAGUAGUAUUGGAGGAGGGGGGAUUGUGGGUGCGUUGGCUGGGGGGCCUGGUGGACCAGCAGGAGGCCCAAUCAACGCACCGAUCGUCGCACCGCCCGCCCAAGUCUUCCCAGCCACAAACACCCAAGGCCAGAGGAUCUGCAGACAAUGCGGUUUCCCAAGACAGUAUAAAGACAACAAGUGCGUUGAAAAAUGGGGCCCUGGGCUGAUGGGUCCUAGGACUGUUUGUGAUCAGUGUAAGAAAAUGAAACGCGUCGAGAGGCGAGGAACCCUGGAGACGCAACAACAAAUGGCGGUCAUGCACCAGCAGCCUUCGCGAGGGGGGUCGAUGUCACAACUUCCGCUCUCUCAAGGCUCGGAUCGAUCGAUACAUAGGACGGAUAUGGUUCUCACACAUCAUGGAAGUUUCUUGCAGCCCUCGCAAUCCCAAUCGCAGAUUCUGGGGAGGGAGCCGUUGCCCGCACGCGCAAACCCAGGCUCCACCGCGUUCAUCGCACUCGCAUCCAUCCCAUACCUCGCAUUUGAGAACCCCCACGGUCUGAACCGUAGCCCUCCGCCUUCCAUAGCUGCGUUUGAGGAGGACGAAGGGGAGGAGGAGGAUGCUGAACAUGAACGUGAACAAGAGCAUGAUGGGGAGGAUGGCGAUUCAGAGCAGUUGCUGCUUUCGAAUGUUGGGAGGGGAGGAAAGGUUGGGAGUAGGAGUCGGGCGGGUGUGAAGAAAAAUGGUGCUACUGCCGCUGGAGGGAAGAGCAGCACUGGUGGGAGGAACACGCCUGCGGGUGGGGGGAGGAGCACGCCCGCGCGUGGUGGAGGGAGAAGUACCCCUGUCAUAGGAGGAAGAAGCACGCCAGCUGGAAGAAGCACUCCAUCAGGAGCGAGAAGGACGACGCCAGCAAACAAAAAAUCGCCGUUGGGUGCGGCAAUAUCACCCACACUUGGGAUGGAGGUGGACGAGACGGACGCUGAUGCUAAUGCGGAUGCGGAAGCUGAGGCUGAGGCUGAGGCUGAGAUUCUAGGUGCGGUUGAAGCGACUGGUGGUGGGGAUCAGGAGUUGGUUGAUGCGGAUGGGGAUGCAGAGGCGGAGCUGUUGGAGGCUGUGGAUCCUGCCGAGGUGAAUAGCAGCAGCAGCAGUAGCCAUGGCGGACCGAGUGGAGGCGGGUGGAUGAAGGAGGAAGAUGGGGCUUGAUAUCGAGUUUGGUUGCGUUUUUCUCUUUCUUUUUUUUCCCCCACUCUUUCGUCGUCGUCGUCACUAUCAUCGCAUGCUCCUUGCUAUCCGUGAUACCCCUCCCACACAAACAUUCUAUCAUCUCAUGCACCUACCACACUUGUGCACAAAAAAAUCAUUUUCGG